AUGAGGAGAUAUUUGAAGAGAAAAUCACCUCCUCCCCAAAUAAGAGAUGAUUCUUCAUCCGGUAAUACACUCCAAGAGGUUAACUUGGGAGAUCUUCCUGCAGAUCCUGGACAAAGACCUAAUAUUUUGCAUUAUAACAAUAACGUUCGAGAUCAAGUUCGGAGAGCAUAUUUGCAAAAGGGCCCUUGCCAACCUCAUAACCACGACUUCCCUCCUACAAUCUUUGGCAACCAAAAUAGACGGUUUAAUAAAGUUUGGUUUAGCGGACAUAGUAACUGGUUGGAGUAUAGUGUAUCAAAAGAUGCCGCAUAUUGUUUAUGUUGUUAUCUUUUCAAACCAGAUAUUGGAGGUCAAUCAGGUGGUGAUCAUUUUGUUACUGAAGGGUUUAAAAAUUGGAAGAGAAAUGAUAAAUUAUCUAUUCAUGUAGGCGGGCCCAAUAGUGCACAUAAUAUAGCUUGGGGAAAAUGUCAAGAUUUGAUGAAUCAAAAGCAACAUAUUGAGACGGUUGUUUGCAAACAGUCAAAUCAAGAAAAAGCUAGAUAUAAAAUCCGCUUAAAUACGUCAAUUGAGGUGGCCCGAUAUCUCUCAACACAAGGAUUGGCAUUUCGGGGUCACGAUGAAAGUGUAAGUUCGAAUAAUCCAGGAAAUUUUAUUCAACUUGUAAAAACUUUUGGGCGAAUUAAUCCCGAUAUCAAGGCACUUACUUUGAAUAAUGCUCCGCUAAACCAAAAGAUGACAAGUCCGGAUAUUCAAAAGGAGAUUGUAAAUGCUUUUGCAAUGGAAAUUAUGAAAGUAAUUAUAUGUGAUCUUGGUGAUUCGCCGUUUUGUCUGAUGGUCGAUGAAGCACGUGAUAUAUCAAUGAAGGAGCAAAUGGCUUUAGUGAUAAGAUAUGUCGAUAAAUGUGGUAGUGUGAUUGAGCGUUUUCUAGGAGUUGAAGAUGUUACCGAUACUAGUGCUUUGACUCUUAAAGCAACUAUUGAUAAUGUUUUUUCUAGAUAUGGAUUGAGUAUCUCGAAAUUAAGAGGUCAAGGUUAUGAUGGAGCUAGUAACAUGAGAGGUCAAUUUAAUGGCCUAAAAACACUUAUCUUGAAUGAGAACCCUUCGGCAUAUUAUAUUCAUUGUUUUGCUCAUCAGUUACAACUCGCUUUAGUAGCAGUUGCAAGAAAACACGAUCAUAUUUCUUCACUUUUUGAUUUUACUACAAGAGUGUUAAAUGUUGUUGGAUCAUCGUGUAAACGUCGUGAUUUGCUUAGAGAGAAGCAAUCUGAAAAAAUACUUGAAGCACUCGAUAUGGGAGAAAUUUCAACUGGGCGAGGUUUAAAUCAAGAAACUAAUCUUAAGCGAGCAGGUGAUACACGUUGGAGCUCUCACUACAACACUUUAUUGAGUUUGAUCAAUAUGUUUGGUGCGGUGAUUGAUGUACUUGAACUUAUUGGUCGUGAUGCUUCAAGUACAAGUCAUCGUACCGAAGCACAGGAUAUUGUAGAUAGACUUUUGUCAUUUGAUUUUUUGUUGAGCCUCUUUUUGAUGAAAAAAGUACUAGCGAUAACAAAUGAGCUAUCUCAAGCACUCCAAAGAAAAGAUCAAGACAUUGUGAAUGCAAUGACAUUAGUUCAAGUGUCAAAGAUUCAAAUUCAAUCCUUGAGAGAAAGUGGGUGGAGUUCUUUACUUGAUGGUGUUACAUUUUUUUGUGAGAAACACGGAGUUGAUAUUCCUCAAAUGGAUGCUAAAUAUGUUGCUCGAGGGCGAAGAAGACGGAAUGAAGAAGAAAUGACAAACCUACAUCAUUAUAAGAUUGAGACAUUUUACACUGUCUUGGAUAUGCAACUUGGAGAAUUAAAUGCUCGAUUUUCUGAUUCGACCAUGGAACUGCUUAUGUGUGUUUCUUGCCUUGAUCCAUCGAACUCAUUCUCCCAUUAUAACAAGGAAAAACUACUUCGUCUUGUUGAUUUUUAUCCAGAAGACUUUACCGAGUUUGACAAAUGUAAGCUCAGUGAUCAAUUGGAUAAUUAUAUUGUUGAUAUGCGCCUAAGCAAGGAUUUUUUUGGAUUGAAUGGUAUAAGUGAUCUUGCUCGCAUAAUGGUAGACACUAAGAGAAAUAAAGUGUAUCCUUUGGUUUACUUGCUUUUGACAUUGGCAUUAACAUUGCCAGUUGCUACCGCUACUGUUGAGAGGGCAUUUUCAGCUAUGAAUAUCAUAAAGAAUGGAUUGCGCAAUCGGAUGAAUGAUGAAUGGUUAAGUGACUCUUUGCUUGUCUUUAUUGAGAGAGAAGUCUCCACAGAAAUUGAUAAUGAAACAAUCAUGGAGAGUUUUCAGAAAAUGAAAACACGAAAGGGUCAUUUGUAA
Molecule: messenger RNA, 2346 nt
Organism: Erythranthe guttata (spotted monkey flower)
Lineage: Eukaryota; Viridiplantae; Streptophyta; Magnoliopsida; Lamiales; Phrymaceae
Source: RefSeq, a predicted model, not a curated record